GAAUCUCAAGCGCUGUGAAACGUGUUGUCAGAGAAAUAUUGUUACCUUCUGAGAAGCAGCACCUGGUACUCAAGGGGAAAAAUAACUUUUUGGUGCACGAUUUAUACGGCAAUAAACCGGAAUGACGGAUACAAUACUGUCCAACGGACACACAGAGAACAAUGUGGUUGAUAGUGGCUAUUUCAAAAAGGGCUGUAACCCCUUUGCACAGACGGGGCGAAGCAAGCUGCAGAACGAGCGUGCCUCUCUGAACCAGCAGAUCAUUAAGGAGAUGCGAAUGAGGGCCGGUGCUGAAAACCUUCUGAGGGCAACCACAAACAACAAGGUCCGGGAGAUGGCGGUGCUGGAGCUGAGCUAUGUCAACUCCAACCUGCAGCUUUUAAUGGAGCAUCUGGAAGGCCUCAACAGCUCUGUAGAAGUCUAUCAGAGCGUAGAAGAGACUUCCAGCCUUCCUCUAAUUCCACUGGGUCUAAAAGAGACAAAAGAAGCAGAUUUUUCAGUCCCUUUUAAGGACUUUAUAUUGGAGCACUACAGUGAAGACGGCUCAAAUUAUGAAGAUACAAUUGCAGAUCUUAUGGAUCUACGACAGGCUUGUCGAACUCCGAGCAGAAGCGAAGCUGGCAUCGAUCUGCUGAGCAGCUAUUUCAGUCAGCUCAAUUUUGUGGAAAACAGAUUCUUCCCACCCAGCAGGCAGAUGGGGAUUUUCUUCACAUGGUAUGACUCCUUCACAGGAGUGCCAGUAUGUCAGCAGAACAUCGCCUUGGAGAAAGCAAGCAUACUUUUCAACACCGGAGCUCUCUACACACAAAUAGCUACGCGCUGCAAUCGGCAAAACCGGUCCGGACUGGAGAGCGCUAUUGAUGCCUUUCAGAAAGCUGCAGGCACACUGAACCACCUGAAGGAGACCUUCACGCACACCCCCAGCUAUGACAUGAGCCCCGCCAUGCUGAGCGUGCUCACCAGGAUGAUGCUGGCACAGACACAGGAGUGUGUGUUCGAUAAGAUCGCACUGCCUGGCAUCAAGAACGAGUACUUCUGUCUCUGCAGAAUGGCACAGGAAGCAGCCAAGGUGUGUGAUGUGUAUAGUCUGGUAUACCAGUCGAUGAUCCAGACUCCAGUUAAGGACCACGUCCCCUUCUUCUGGUCAGCCAUGGCACAGGUGAAGAUGAACCACUACAGAGCUCUGGCACAUUACUUUGUGGCCACUGCACUGCUGGAUCAUGAGUUGUGUCCCAAUGACGAUGAGGACAAGCAGGAAAAAGCCUUGUCCCAGCUCUAUGACAGCAUGCCUGAUGGGAUGUCAUCACUGAAAAUACUCAAGAGCAAGGAUGAUCGCAAACACUUAGGCAAGGCACACUUACGGAAAGCCAUCCUGGACCACGAAGAGGCUCUGAGGAUACACAACUUGUGUAGACACGUGAAAAAGCUAGAUAUCCUGCAGGAGAUUCUACAGGCUGGGCAUAAGCGAUCAUUAAACAAGUAUUCUGAAUUCAAUUCGGAAAAUGACUUCGUAGAUUUCAUUGAAGCACCUCAAAUCAUUGCCAAAACAGAGCAAAAAGCUGAAAUGGCAGAACCUUCCUCAUCAAAGGUGAAAGUCACAGACUUUUUCCAAAAGCUGGGCCCCCUGGCACUGUUCUCAGCUAAGCAGAGGUGGACGGCCCCUCGAGGGGUGCACAUCACCCUGGAGGAGGGGGACCUCGGCUUCACACUGAAGGGAGAUGCGCCAGUGCAGAUCCAGUCCCUGGACCCGCUGAGUCCUGCUGCUAUAGAAGGAGUGAAGGAAGGAGACUACAUUGUUUCAAUCCAGGAUACAGACUGCAAGUGGCUGGGGGUGAGCGAAGUCAUGAAGAUGUUAAAGAGUGGUGGAGAUGAGGGCGUGGAUAUUCAAGUCAUCAGCCUCAUGGAAAACACAGUCUCCUCUAUGCCUAACAAGAGCGCCACCUACUGUGGAGGACUACCAAAGACCUACUCCAUGAUCUGCCUCGCCAUGGACGAUGACAAGAUUGGCAAAACACAGAAAGUCACCAAGAAGCUGGCCUUCCUGAGCUGGGGCAACAAGAACAAGCAGAAGACUGCCAGCACUCUCAGCCUCCCCUCAGCCGUCGCAAAAACCUUACCUUCCAAAAACAGACUGUCCACAGCCUUCAGCAACACGGACAGCUCUCUGUAUUAGCGGCUUGCAGAGUUUCAGAUUGCAUUGUAUUGUAUUUGAAUUAUAUUGAAUAACAUAAUGUUACUUUUUUAAGCAUUUUACAAAACAACAACAACAAAAAAAACAUUGCACAUUUUUAGAGCUGUAGCAGUGUCAGUACUGGUAUUAAGAUUUGUUUGUUGUUUUAUUUUGUUUUGUUUUAAAAGUGCUGCUUGUUAGUUUUAUAAUGAAUCUUCUUGUAUUACAAAUGGUAAACUGGGAAAAGAAGGGCUGUGUUUAACUUGUACAGUUUACUUCAGAAUAAAUCGGCAUUCUUAGUUUAGAAUAGAAAUUAAUCAAAAAUAUAAGAGAAUGUAAAAAUAGGAAGUUUAUGACAAGUCUUGGUAAAGACCUAACUACUCCUCGAAACCUAUCCUGCUGCUGAUUUUGAAGGAUUUGUAUAGUGGUAACUUUUUCUAUUUGCUUGUUAGACACAAAUGGAUGGUAUAUAUUUUAGUAAUACAAUAGGUCUCUUGUUAGUCAAUAGUAGCCUCAGUAACAAUAUCAGAGAAAUGGUCGAACAGGUUUAGAAUAUGCACAGAAUGGUAAAGGGUUAGAGGCCCAAUCGACAAUACUGUUAACCCACACUUUCUUUAAGAGUGUCAAGGGUUAAAAAAAUAAUUUCACAAGCACAUUUUCAGAGGAAUAAAAGAUUUUUCAAUUAUCGAAAUAGUCUAAUAGAACAACGGCUCCAUCCUUUAAUCAAAUCGCUGUUCACACAAACUAAAUAUUGUGAGACAAGCAUGUGCUGAGGAUAUGAUGCAUUAUCGUAGUUGUGAAUAAGGCACAAGUUGAUUCUUGUGUUUUUAAACCGCUGUUUAAUCUGUCUCUGAAAAGGACACUAUUUAGAGCGGUUUGUGGUCAAAUAACCAAUACUGAUAAGGAAAAUUAGCAGUGCAAUAGUACCUUCCAGAAAUCCUAUUCAUAAACAAGGUUUAGAAAAAAUGGUAAAGCAAGUUAAAGUUUUGUAACAGGGCCCAAAUUGCUUUAGAUGACCAAAAACUCACACUUUAACACAGAGUUAGAGUCUUAUGCUGUCUACAGGGUAGAUUCCAGUUUACACCAUGUUUGAUACUCAAAUACAUCAUUAUAGAUACAAUUGUACUUAAAAAAAGAAAAAAAAAAAAAAAAAAUAUAUAGCAUACUGCAAUGUGUAAAUAAUAAAAUGUAGUUUUAUAUUUGUAAUAUGUGGUUUGCUGUGGUAUAUGGUACAUAUGAUGAAUACAUACCACUUUCUGUUUACUAUGGUAUUUAAGAAGGAAGUUCAAAGUGCGUGGUCUAGAAUUGGUUGCCAUAUUUUGAGUUCCUGCUCUAGAAGGAUGUUUUAUUUUAAAAGGUUGUCAUGGUAACUGUUACCAUUUAGUAUUUUUUUUUUUUUUGCCAAUUAAGUGUCCUUGAUUCACAAAUCACUUUAACUCAUUAAUUCUUUAAAGAAUGGUUUUAUUAACAAAGUACAGUUUACAUUUCAUGAAACUUUUAUAGACUGCUGUAUGCUUGUUGAACAACAUUUUUAUUCACGAAAUAACUAGUGAGUUAAAGCUUUGUGAAUAGGGACUUUUCUGUUGCGAGUUAUGUAUAGGUGUUUUGUAUUUAGGACCAGUUUUAAAGGACAAUAGGAAGUAAUGUUAAAGGGACCAUUUUAUCAAGUCAAAAUGGUUUGACUUUUGAAUAAAAAUAAUCCUUUUGAUGCUUUUUUUUUUUUCUUGGCUAGCUAAUAUGAUUUGAAAACCAGAGCCCAACAUAAAAAAUUAGAUUUAAAUAAUUGUGUGUGUGUGUUUGUGUAUAUAUAUUAUUUAAAUGUAACAACAAUUUUGUUUUAUCAAUUUAUUGAUAUAUCAUUUGGGGAUUAGGUACACAGUUCCUAAAUGUUACCCAUUGUGAUCAAAAGGUAGCUUUGACUGUUAAUGAGGGUCAGAAACUUGUAUGAUUCGAGCACUAGACUGGAGGGAGAUAUGAUGCUUGAUUCUGCCACCUGGUGAGAACCAAAGGAACUACAUUUGAUGCCAACAAAUAUCAAGUGUGUCACAUUAUGGGGUUAAUUGAUAGGAAAAAAAUAAUAUUAAAAUGUACACAAUAUGUACAUGUAGUAACACCGCACCAGGAAUAUUUAUUUGUUUAUAUACGUAGAUUUGCUUCUUUGAAAAAGUGCCAACAGCUUACAAGGGAUGGUUAUCAUAAUCCAAUCUUAUAAUAGUUGAAAUAAAAAAAAUUAAGUAUUAAUGAAAAACAUUUUGCUGAUACAGCAUAUAAAUGAUAUAUACAUUAUAAUUUGUGUAUCUCUGCUAUACAAAGAUUGUACAGACUAAUGCAAAUGUUACAUAUCUAUUUAUAUAUUCUUCACCUGUGUCCUGGAGGAUUUUGCUUGUUAAUUAAACUGUGUUGAUCUGUGGGGUCGGUUUUCCUGGUACCUGUAUGAUUUUCUGUAUUAAUGAAAAUAAAUGUUACUUUUUUUCA
This is a messenger RNA of Acipenser ruthenus (sterlet), 4645 nucleotides long. Its product is annotated as rhophilin-2-like. Lineage: Eukaryota; Metazoa; Chordata; Actinopteri; Acipenseriformes; Acipenseridae. The transcript has 15 exons. Gene Ontology annotation, molecular function: protein binding. The record is from RefSeq and is a predicted model, not a curated record. Gene Ontology annotation, biological process: negative regulation of stress fiber assembly; signal transduction. The coding region runs from base 122 to 2173 and encodes 683 amino acids.